AUGCCCAGCAUCUUCGCCUACCAGAGCUCCGAGGUGGACUGGUGUGAAAUCAACUUCCUGCACUCGGAGCUGGUGGCCGAGUUCUACAACACGUUCAGCAAUGUCACUUUCUUCAUCUUCGGGCCUCUCAUGAUGUUCCUGAUGCACCCCUAUACCCAGAAACGCUCCCCCUACAUCCAUAGUGUCUGGAUCCUCUUCAUGGUCACAGGCCUGUUCUCCAUGUACUUCCACAUGACCCUCAGCUUCCUGGGUCAGCUGCUGGACGAGAUCGCCAUCCUGUGGCUGCUGGCCAGUGGCUACAGUAUCUGGAUGCCCCGCUGCUACUUCCCUGCCUUUCUCGGGGAGAACAGGUUCCAGUUCGCCUGCCUGGUCAUCAUCACCACUGUGAUCAGCACCUUCCUGUCCUUCCUGCAGCCCACCAUCAACGCCUACGCCCUCAACAGCAUCGCCAUACACAUCCUCUACCUCAUGAUCCGAGAGUACAAGAAGACCAGCAAUGAGGAGCUUCGGCAUAUCAUUCAUGUCUCCGUGGUCCUGUGGGCUGUUGCCCUGGCCAGCUGGAUCGGCGACCAAUUCCUUUGCAGUUUCUGGCAGCGGAUUAAUUUCUUCUACCUACACAGCAUCUGGCAUGUGCUCAUCAGCAUCACCUUCCCUUACGUCGUGGUGGCCAUGGCCUUGCUGGACGCCAGCUAUGAGAUGCCAGGCCAGACCCUCAAAGUUCACUACUGGCCUCGGGACACUUGGCCAGUGGGGCUGCCCUAUGUGGAAGUCAGGAGUGACGGUAAGAACUGCUGA
Trichechus manatus latirostris (Florida manatee) is the source of this 795-nucleotide messenger RNA. RefSeq names its product alkaline ceramidase 1 (gene ACER1). The record is from RefSeq and is a predicted model, not a curated record. NCBI's taxonomy places the organism in Eukaryota, Metazoa, Chordata, Mammalia, Sirenia, Trichechidae. Bases 1 to 795 code for a protein of 264 amino acids. Gene Ontology annotation, cellular component: endoplasmic reticulum; membrane. The transcript has 6 exons. Gene Ontology annotation, biological process: sphingosine biosynthetic process; ceramide catabolic process.